AUGUUUUCUUUAAGUAUGAAAACUAAAGGAGUUUUAACUCUAAUAGGAGGAUUUUUUGUCAUGCUUAUGACAGGCUCAAUCUUUUUAUGGGGAUCAAUAAAUGUUUAUGUUACAUCUUAUUUCAGGUAGAAAGAAGAUCACGAUUUAUCUCUUAGUGUUGGAGGAGCAGUUUUUCCUUUGAUGACCGCGUCUUUAGCCACUGGUAUUCCUUUAGGAAUUAAAGCUAUUAAAUUUUUUGGAUAAGCGAGAAUUAGUUUGCUGAUAAGUUCUGUGAUAGCCUCAUUGAUGGUAAUUCUUUCAAGCUACACUCAAAAAUUUUACUAAUUUGCUAUUGUUUAUGGGGUUUUAAAUGGGUUGGCUGCAGGCACUAUUUAUUUCGUUCCUAUCUAUAUGGGAUACUUACAUUUUCCUAAUAAUAAAGGCUUAGUAUCUGGCAUCAAUACCUGCGGAUUUGCGCUAUGUUCUUUCAUUUUCGGAUUGAUAUUUCCUUAGUUUGUCAAUCCUGAUGGACUGCAAUAAAACUCUAACAGCGAUGGAUAUUCUUAUUUUGAUGGGGAUUCCAUUUCAGUUGCUUAAAAUGUACCUGAAUCUCUCAGAAAAAUAGGUUACAUUUUCCUAAGUGUGUCGGUUGUUGCAUCAUAAAUGGUCUGCUACCAUCCAAAUUAAAUUGGAGAAGAAGAAAAGUAAAUUAAAAAAGAAAUAGAAAAGAAACAGAAAGAAAAAAAGUAUUUCCAAAAUCAUUUUGAUUUUAUUCAAAAGGAAAUAAAAGAAAUUCAAAGUGAAUAGUUUAAAAACUAAUAAUAAGAAUUAAAUUAGUAAACUGAUUGCUGUGAAGAUUAGAAAUUAGACCCAAUUAAUAAGCUAGAUCAACUCAGAAAAAGUUAAGAAAUUAUUACAAAAUAGUUAAAAAUAACUGAGAAGGAAGAAAUAAUAUUAUAAAAUUAAAUUUAAAUUACUCAUAAAAUUGAUGAGUAAGCUAUACUUCCUAGCAUAAAUUAGGAUAUUAUAAUUGAAAAAACAUAGUAAGUUCACAAAUUGGUAAGCUCAUCUUCAUUAAAAAAAGAGUAUGGAUUCAGUAAAAUAGCAGAGUUAAUAGAUUUGGAAGGUCAGAAUCAUAAUAAAGAGAUGCAUGUUAAUUUUUUUGUUACCUUGCCUGAUUAAAAGCUAAACGAAAUUGAAUAAGAUCUAGAAAACAAAGAAUAAGUUCUGGAAAAAGCCCUUUAAAUCACUUAAUAGGAAUAAGCGUAGCUUGAUCUGUUGGAUAAACAAGGAGCACCAUCAGUUUUGGCUGCACUCAAAUAGCCUAAAUUUUAUUUGUCUAUUUUCCUUUGUAUUCUUUGCCUAGGAUUUGGAGCUUUGAUCAAUGGAAACUACAAAUCUGUAGCAAAAGAUUAUGGGUUCAAAACAGAUAGUUUUUAGACUUUAGUAGGCUCGCUUGGAGGCAUAGCUAAUGGUAUUUCAAGACCUUUUUGGGCUACUUUGUUAGAUAAAUUUUAAUUUAAAAAAGUUCUUGCUGCAUUAGUUUGCAUUUAAAUUAUCGUAUGCUCAUCUUUUUAAGCUACAGAUUAAAGUAAGGAAUUCUUUGCUGUUUGGGUAUUUAUAGUUAAUGCAUGUUUCGGAGGUUUUUUGGCUAUGCUCCCUGUUUUUUCAGCUUAGAUUAAUGGAGUUAAAGUAGGUUCUUAGCUUUUUGGGUCUUAUUGGUAUGGAUUUAGCAUAGCAAAUUUAAUUCAGUUUUUCUUGGUCCUGAAACUAAAGGAAUAAAUAGGAUUUAACAAUAUUUUCUACAUUUAUUUAAUUUAGUUAAUUAUAGCACUAAUAAUUACUAUUUUCUGUUCAUUCAAAAUUAAAUGGUCUCAAAUCUUAUCAAAAGAAGUCAAAAUAUAAUAAAAUGGUGAAGAAAAUUUACAAACUACAAAAUAAAAUAAUAUUAUUCAAACUUGA
Molecule: messenger RNA, 1941 nt
Organism: Tetrahymena thermophila SB210
Lineage: Eukaryota; Ciliophora; Oligohymenophorea; Hymenostomatida; Tetrahymenidae
Product: oxalate/formate antiporter family transporter
Exons: 1
Source: RefSeq, a predicted model, not a curated record